Dipodomys spectabilis (banner-tailed kangaroo rat) is the source of this 1921-nucleotide messenger RNA. RefSeq names its product sushi repeat containing protein X-linked 2 (gene Srpx2). The transcript is spliced from 11 exons. The record is from RefSeq and is a predicted model, not a curated record. The coding region runs from base 438 to 1835 and encodes 465 amino acids. Lineage: Eukaryota; Metazoa; Chordata; Mammalia; Rodentia; Heteromyidae.
CAGAGUGAGUUUCUCUAAUCCUUCUGCUUCAUCUCCCCUACCUCUCCCAAGACCCUUGUCUCAGGAAGGAACAGCAAUAGCUUUGAGGAUAAUAUAGCUUUAAGGCAACUUUUGGCAGAUGCAAACGUCCUGACAUCUGGGCAGUGUUAAAAGAAUCCCAGAAUCCCGGAGGCCCGGACAGACCAGGAGCCACUCGUUCUAGGAAUGUUAAAAUAGAAGGGUUUUUCCCCCUGACCACGACUGAUGAGAGGAGCAGACAGCAAGAAGAAAAAGGAGAGCGAAAAAGGGCGCACACACACAAUAAAACAGAUCCUAUAUUUCUGCUUCCUCUCACUUUUAGAAAUUCACAGAUGGCUGAUUUAUGAAAGUCAUUUUCAUGUACCCUGAUACUUCUGGCCACACAUCUCUAUUUGUAUCUCCCUAACACUCCCUCUAGGAUGGCUGGUCAACUAAAUCCAAGAGGAGCUCUCUCUCUGCUGCUCUUCCUAACUCCAGCAGUGACACCAACAUGGUAUGCAGGUUCGGGCUACUAUCCAGAUGAAAGCUACAAUGAAGUAUAUGCAGAAGAGGUACCACAGGCCCCUGCACUAGACUACCAAGUCCCCAGAUGGUGUUACACAUUAAAUAUCCAGGAUGGAGAAACUACAUGCUACUCACCAAGGGGAAGAAAUUACCACAGCAGCCUGGGGACACGGUGUGAAAUCUCCUGUUACCGAGGCUUUCGGUUGAUUGGCCAGAGAUCAGUGAAAUGCCUGCCAAGUCGUCGUUGGUCUGGAACUGCCUACUGUAGGCAGAUGAGAUGCCAUGCACUGCCAUUUAUCACUAGUGGCACCUACACUUGCACAAAUGGGGUGCUUCUUGACUCUCGCUGUGACUACAGCUGUUUCAGUGGCUACCACCUGGAAGGUGACCGCAGUAGGAUCUGUAUGGAAGAUGGACGAUGGAGUGGAAGCGAUCCUUUAUGUGUAGACAUAGACCCUCCCAAGAUUCGUUGUCCACACUCACGGGAGAAGAUGGCAGAGCCAGAGAAACUGACUGCUCGAGUAUACUGGGACCCACCCUUAGUGAAAGAUUCUGCAGAUGGUACCAUCACCAGGGUCACCCUUCGAGGCCUUGAGCCUGGUUCACAUUUUUCUGAAGGAGAGCAUGUGAUUCGUUACACUGCCUAUGAUCAUGCCUACAAUCGAGCCAGCUGCAAGUUCAUUGUAAAAGUACAAGUGAGACGCUGCCCAAUUCUGAAACCACCACAGCAUGGCUACCUCACUUGCACCUCAGCAGGAAACAACUAUGGCGCCACCUGUGAAUACUACUGUGAUGGCGGUUAUGAGCGUCAGGGGACCCCUUCUCGCGUGUGCCAGUCCAGUCGCCAGUGGUCAGGAUCACCACCCAUCUGUACUCCUAUGAAGAUCAAUGUCAAUGUCAAUUCAGCUGCUGGCCUUCUGGAUCAGUUCUAUGAGAAACAGCGACUCCUCAUUAUCUCAACUCCUGAUGCUUCUAACCGAUAUUAUAAAAUGCAGAUUUCUAUGCUGCAGCAAUCCACCUGUGGGCUGGACCUGCGGCAUGUGACCAUCAUUGAGCUGGUGGGACAGCCACCUCAGGAAGUGGGACGCAUCCGUGAGCAACAGUUGUCAGCCAGCAUCAUCGAGGAACUCAGGCAGUUUCAGCACCUCACUCGCUCCUACUUCAACAUGGUGCUGAUUGACAAGCAAGGUAUUGAUCGGGAACGCUACAUGGAACCUGUCACCCCAGAAGAAAUCUUCACAUUCAUUGAUGACUACUUGCUGAGCAAUCAAGAGCUGACCCAGCGCAAGGAGCAAAGGGAUGUAUGCGAGUGAACUUGAGCCAGGGCAUGGUUGAGGUCAAGGGCAUCACCCACACCCAUGUUACAGAAACUGAAGCCUAAUAAAAGGAGGAAAUGGUU